This is a messenger RNA of Magnolia sinica, 1383 nucleotides long. RefSeq lists its product as uncharacterized. The transcript has 2 exons. Lineage: Eukaryota; Viridiplantae; Streptophyta; Magnoliopsida; Magnoliales; Magnoliaceae. Bases 1 to 1383 code for a protein of 460 amino acids. The record is from RefSeq and is a predicted model, not a curated record.
AUGGCAGCGGUUGAGCAUUUCAAACUCCAGUUUUCAGCGGUCCCCUGCGUUGAUCAGUCCCACCUGCUGGACUGCAUCCCGCCCCUAAUCUCUCAGCAAAUAAAUGACACCCUGCUGGCUGAUCCGUCCUUGCUUGAGGUCCACCAAGCAAUCCUCUCCAUUCCAAAGGAGGCUGCUGUUGGUCCGGAUGGAUUCUCAGGUUCUUUCUUCACGGGAUGUUGGAGCAUCAUCGUUGAUGAUAUUCUUAAAGCAGUUACGUUUGUGUUCCAUGGCGGAGCUAUCCCGAGAGCAGUUAAUGCCUCUUUAAUCUGCCUGAUUCUAAAGUCUCCUGCGCCUAGGAGCUUCUCGGACUUCCGGCCAAUAAGCCUCUGCAACUGUUUCUAUAAAAUCAAUGCCAGAGUAAUUGCCUCCCGGUUGAAUGCGAUCCUACCUUCGCUGAUCUCUCCUGUGCAAGGAGCCUUCAUCCAAGACCGUCCAAUUUCCGAAAACAUUGCGCUGGCCCAGGAACUUUUCAGAGAUAUUAAUAGAAAAACCAGAGGUGGGAACUUGGUACUCAAGAUUUACAUGGAGAAAGCAUAUGAUAGGAUCGACUGGGGAUUUCUAAAAUCUGUUAUGGCUCGUUUUAGGUUCAAUCAGAGGGGCCUACGUCAGGGAGACCCUCUGUCCCCAGCCCUUUUCAUCAUUGGUGCAAAGGUGCUCAGCCGUGGGUUGAACCGGCUCCUGUCCCAUCAUCAAGUCCUUCCGUUCAAGUUGGGAAAAGGUUGUCCUCCUAUAUCUCACCUUCUAUACACCGACGAUACCCUUCUUUUCCUCAAUGGCAGCAUUUCCUCCAUCAAAGCAACAAAGAAAUUUCUGGAUGAUUACCAGCAAACUUUGAGACAAUCCAUCAACCACAGGAAGUCCUAUUUUAUAUGCUUGAAAUCCACCUCCCUGGCAAGAAGUAGAUUGAUCGAGAGAACCCUAAAUAUUGCCAAGUCUGAAGGUCCAUUGACAUAUCUGGGGGUGUCGAUAGCGGCUGGCAGGCUAAAAUGCUCAGCUUUCCAACCUCUUCUGGACAAAGUGAAAGGGCGUAUCAUGGGCUGGCAGGCGCGUUUCCUCUCUCAGGUGGGGAGAACUGUUCUUAUCAAACAUGUCCUUGGCAGCAUUCAUGUCCACUCUCUUGCCACGGCUCACCUCCCCUCGCAGGUUCUAGCCUCCCUAGAAAGCUGUUUUGCAAAUUUUCUUUGGGGAUGGGCUGGCGGGAAGAACAAACUUCAUUGGAGAAGCUGGAAGGCCGUUUCUCUCGCCAAGGAAGAAGAUGGGCUAGGGAUUAGAAAACUGGUUGACAUCAUGACCUCAUUUAGACUUAAGAUGGCUUGGGACAUCAGGCACAAAGAAGACUAA